AAAAAUCAUCAAUGAACUCUCAAGAAAUUCAACCAUCAAAUUCCACACAAAUCCAAAGUGUUGAAAUAUCAAUUCAAAAUCUCAUAAAAAGUUGGGACAAAAAGCAAAGAUGGAAUUUCUUUAUCAUGAAUCCUUCACAACAACCAACAAAACAACAAUGGAGAACAAAUUUAACAAAGUUUUUAGAAUCCACACCUCUUAGAAUUUUCACCAUUGUGUUACUCAUAAUCGAUCUUGUUUUCACAAGUCUUGAUCUCUCUUCAUCUUUGAUAUCCUGCCCGCAAAAUCGGAACGCUAUAAAUCAAGAAACGGAAGAGGUUUGGUACCAUUGGGCAGGUAUAGGGAUCUUGGGAUUGUUAUUUCUGAAGAGUGUAGGCCUUGUUGUAGGUCUAGGAUGCGCGUUUUUUCGAAGACCAGGGUACUUGCUAGAUGGCAUAGUGGUUAUGGUGGCAUUAUUUUUGGAAGCUUAUUUGGAAAAAAACGGAGGAGGAUUACUUCUUGUUGUUAGCUUAUGGAGAGUUGUUAGAGUUGUUGAAAGUGCUUUUGAGUUAAGUGAUGAAGCAAUUGAAGCACAAAUUGAAGAAAUUGUUUGUCAAUUUGAAGAAUUGAAAGAAGAAAAUAAAAGAUUGAUGGAUAGUGUUGUUGAGAAAGAUAAACAAAUUGAAAUACUUCAACAAGAAUUGGAUCAAUACAAAAAAUCAACUUACUAAAGAUACAACUAGAAUUUUAUCUUGUUUUUAGGUAUAUAUAUAAUCAAUUGAUAGAAACUUUAAGUUAUCUGAACAAGUAAAAAUUCAUAUUAAAAAUUUCCCAAAAAGCAGAUUGAACAUGAAAAAUUAGCUCAUAUUAAGUAUUGGUCCAACAUCAAUCGAUAGUUCUUGAUCUUAUGCAUAUUUUUAUUUUAAUUUAGGAUUCUUGUAAUAAAAUAUAUAAAUAUCGAGCAUGAAUAAACUAUAUGUCAGGUUGGUACCCCAAGUGGCAAAAAUUGUCAAAACUGUGCAGUUUAUUGCCCACUGAAUGAAUA
Molecule: messenger RNA, 1024 nt
Organism: Solanum tuberosum (potato)
Lineage: Eukaryota; Viridiplantae; Streptophyta; Magnoliopsida; Solanales; Solanaceae
Exons: 2
Coding region: 12-710 (232 amino acids)
Biological process (GO): proton transmembrane transport
Cellular component (GO): plasma membrane
Molecular function (GO): voltage-gated proton channel activity
Source: RefSeq, a predicted model, not a curated record